This is a messenger RNA of Mytilus trossulus (common blue mussel), 1982 nucleotides long. RefSeq names its product probable serine/threonine-protein kinase roco6. The record is from RefSeq and is a predicted model, not a curated record. NCBI's taxonomy places the organism in Eukaryota, Metazoa, Mollusca, Bivalvia, Mytilida, Mytilidae. The transcript has 7 exons. Bases 27 to 1982 code for a protein of 651 amino acids.
UUCCACCCCGAAUACUGUCACAAGACAUGAUUCAAAGUGACGGAAGGCAUAUUGGUCUUGAAUGUUAUGUUAGUUCACAUUUACCACUAACGUCUGUGAUAUGGUGUAGAGAACCCGGAGACAGUAUUUCUCCGGAUAUCAAGUCUUACAACGGAUUUAGCAGUAACGGAAUUAGAAUAUUGACCCUUGAAAAUCUCGAAAAAGACGAUUUUGCAACAUACAAAUGCAUAGCUAGUAAUAUUAUUGGUACCGUAGAAAGCGAUCCUGUACAACCUAACGAUGACGAAAGACAAAAGUUUAUACAUGAACUUUUCCUCAAAGGUGAAUGUGGAAGACUACACUUUGCAAGACUAGUUUUUAUUGGAAAAAACGGAGUAGGAAAAACCAGUUUAAUGCGACGAUUACUAUGGCACAAGAAGGAAGAUGUCACUUCUACAAAGAGUACAGACGGGAUUGAAGUCGAGAAAUGCAAUAUCAAUAUUGAUGAUGGGAAAUGGAGCCCAUGUAAAGAAACAGACGAUGAUGUACGCAGAUUGAUUCACCAAGUGUUUAAAGGGAAGAUCCUUAAUGUAGAACGCAAAGAUAUUGAAACUAUUGAUGAUCCGAAACCUUUCAGUUCCAACGAGGAUGAACCAAGAAGUGUAUCGAGCAAAGAACCUUCUACAAGUUUCGAUGAAAGUGAUACCAUAAAUAUCUUACAUGAAAAUUAUAAGGGCGAAAGAAAUACAAGUGAUGAUACAGGAGACAUUCAAACAUUUAUCUCUGAUAACAAAGAUAAUCAUGUAACAGUAAAUUUAAUGCCACCGGAUAGUUUUAAAUUGGAAAAUAUCUAUGACUCUGAUAUUAACCACUUAACAAAGCAAAAUGAGUCCGACCCUAUCAACGAUGAAAAUAUAAACGAAAUGACUUCCACAAUUAUGAAAUCAUGUCUUCAAUUCAGAGAAAAGGAACAAGAUGAUAUGUUGGCGUUUUGUUGGUUAUGGGAUUUUGCUGGCCAAAAGGAUUUUUAUGCCACUCACCAAGUUUUUCUGUCGAAACAUGCAGUAUUUUUGCUUGUAACCGAUAGCUUAGAGUUCACCACUGCUGAGAAUCAAGGAAACAAUUUUGAAAGCUCUGCACAGUAUGUUAGUUUCUGGUUUGAUGCCAUUCACUGCUACUGGUCGACUACAAUCGAAGGCAGACUAGACCCUCCGAUCAUUGUUGUGUGUACAAACGAAGAUAAAUUUAAGACGCGAGAGAAAGAAAAACGUCAGACAAAAUUUAAAGAAAAUUUAAAUCACGUUCUGAAAGGACAGGAGAAAAAAAGACACUUGAGAAACAUAUAUUUUAUUUCUAAUACUGAGGAUACUGAUAUUGUGUUUGAAGAGAUUAGAAAAGAAAUUUCACGUCAGGCUAUGACCAUGCAAGAUUGGGGUAAAGACUGUCCAUUAAAAUGGCUUUUGUUUCAACGAGUCUUAAUGAAAUUAAAAGACAACAAUGUACCAAUUUCAUCAACUAAAUCAUUGCUGAAAAUUGCAAAACAUAAAGAUAUUGAUAUCAGCGAAGAUAAUGAAGUCAAACAAUGCUUGCAAUACUGUCAUGACAUUGGAACAGUUGUCUACUUUGAUGAGGAUAAAUUAGCAGAUCAUGUCAUUUUAGACCCUAAAUGGUUGAUAAAUGCCUUCAGAUGUCUUGUUAGUGAUAAAAUCGAUAAUGUAAUCGAAAUUUCAGAUGACUGGGAAACAUUGACAGAUACUGGUCAAUUAACAGAUUCACUCAUAUCGCUUCUGUUUGAGAAAGAACCAGAAUUGAAAUUUGUAGAGAACAAAGCACAUUUAGUUGAAGUGAUGAAACGAUUUGAUAUUAUUGAUUACCGGUGCUUAGAGCAUAAGACAAACCACUCAUCAGACGAUUUAGUGAAGCCGUGGGGUUUAAAUGAAGAGUUAGACAUCACUAAUGUUCCUAAAACCAAUGGCGGAAAAGGAAGUUUCUGGUUUAACUAA